GUGAUUAACUUGUACGGACACGGCUGUCUGCACGGGACAGAUAGAGUUCAGCACAAUCGCGUUUCUCACUGACGCAAACCCGCUCCAAGUGCCGACAAAUCUGAGGGAACAAUCGCGGGAAACCAAUACGUCCGCGUCUCUUUUUUUUUACUCGCGGACCUGUGGCCCCAGUACCACUCCUUGUAGCUGUUGUGUUUUACGAACCAUUCCGCCCGAGAAGAUGAAAAGAACGGAGCCGCUCCUCCUCAUCUCCGCUCUUCUCCUGUUGUUGCAGAGCCAGUUUUGUUUCCCAGUGACUGUGAGCAGCCCCAAGCCCAAGGUGGAGAUCCAUGAGAAUGAAGAUGCUGUGCUGCCCUGCGUGUUUAAGACUGAGAAAGACAGCCAUCCCCGUAUUGAGUGGAAGAAAAAGGGCAAAGAUAUAUCCUAUGUGUACUUCAAUGGAACAUUCAGAGGGAGCUUUGCGGGACGGGCGAAGAUGGAGGGGGCUACAGUGACCCUGUACAGAGCCACGCUGAGAGAUUCGGGGGAGUACCGGUGUGAGGUCAGCGCCUCCAUGGACUCCAACACCCUGGGAGAGGCGGAAGUCAGCCUCAAAGUGCUGGUGCCCCCCCACACCCCGCUGUGUGAGAUCCCCAGCUCUGCUCUGACGGGGGCCGUGGUGGAGAUGCGCUGUGAGGACCGCCUCAGCUUCCCCCCCGCUACGUACAGGUGGUACAAAGACAACCGCCCGCUGAGCUCCACCCGCCAGGCCAACCUCACCUACACCCUGGACACACAGUCCGGCAAGCUGUAUUUCAGGGCUGUGUCCCAGGCUGACUCAGGGCAGUACCGCUGUGAGGCCUCAAAUGGAGUGGGGGCGCCAAAGAGCUGUGAGGGAAAACACCUGCAGAUUGAUAUGUAUGAUAUGAACAUGAUGAUCAUCAUCACUGUGGCUGCAGGGGGUCUGCUCCUCCUCAGUGUGAGUGUGCUGGGAGUCUGCUGCUGCUGCUGGAGACGCCGCUGCAAGCAUCAAAAGGGAAAAGGAAGCCUGAGUACUACAGACAUACCCAGUCCUUUGUGCUGUGAGAAACACCCUACCUGUCAUUUCCAUGGCAACAUUGUACUGGACAUGGGCCAUCAAACUGCCAGCAGAAGGACUGGGAGGGACUCCGGGUACGACAAGCAGAGCAUGGCCAAACGGCAAUAAUGCUCUGCACUGGAAAACUACUGCUCACUUACUCCCUCUUGUGGUUGAGUUCUGAAAUUACCACACACGCAAGGACUUCUGGCCCAGAGAAGAGGUUUGACUGAAGCACCAGCAUCCUGCAGAAACUGCCCAUUAACAAUGAUUCAGUCAUCCCUCAUACCAAAUACACCCCACUGUUACCACCCUCACUUUUCAACAAAUGAAUGUUGUAUUUUCUCAUAUAUUUUGUAGAUCUUUUUAUCGACAAUCUUUUUUUAUAAGAACUGAAGUGCUCUUGUCUGUGUGAGUGACUGAAUGAAUGGGAUGGUUUUUUUUUACAGAAGUGGGAUCAGAAAUGAAUAUCUUCUGCUUUCCUGUCAGGUGUUUUAUUAGUAAUGCUGUGCUAAUAGGAAGCAUGCUAAAUGAGGUGUGAUCCAAAGAUAUUAAAGGUUGCACAAAGAUAAUAAACCCUGCCAAUGUUUUGUUUUACUACAU
This is a messenger RNA of Anguilla anguilla (European eel), 1660 nucleotides long. Its product is annotated as junctional adhesion molecule B-like. Gene Ontology annotation, biological process: leukocyte tethering or rolling. Bases 221 to 1186 code for a protein of 321 amino acids. Lineage: Eukaryota; Metazoa; Chordata; Actinopteri; Anguilliformes; Anguillidae. Gene Ontology annotation, cellular component: cell surface; protein complex involved in cell adhesion; tight junction. The record is from RefSeq and is a predicted model, not a curated record. The transcript has 9 exons.